AUGCAGCUUCCAACCGCAACCAGCUAUCUGAUUCAAAGCAAUAAUCUCCUUUCCAUAUCACGUCGGAGUCUGCACACCAAUAGUGCUUUGUUUUCGGUUUGGGAAUCCACCGUCAGCAAUUAUCAUGAAGCCACUGCUAUAACGACAAUGACGACAAGAGGCAUGACCAUUAAGCGAAAAAAGGCUCGACCGAAAACCAAGGAAAGUCAAGAAAACCUUCCUCUCAUGAACGAACGUUUGGUCAAGGCGAUUAUGAAGAAAUCCAGAGCAUCGGAUCCCAAAUCGGUCAAACUGCGGUUGGUGGUGGAGAUGGGCGGUGAUACCCCCCCAACGUCGCAAGAAACAACCUUGUCGGGUGCCAUUACUAUAUCCGUGGAUCACGGUCUGGAUUUGGUAGAAAUCAAUUUGAACGGUCUCGAUUUGCCAGUGGUACGAGCGGUACAGUACGAAGCCAAAAUGUAUCGAGCCAACAAGGAAAAGGCGGCCAAAGUCAAGGCCAAUGCCGAUAGUAGCAUUGUCAAGGAAUUCCGAUUCCGGGCCAAAACGGCGGACCAUGAUUUGCAACGGAAACUGGGUCGCGUUCAGGAAGCUUUGGAAAAGGGACAAAGAUGCAAAUUAUCCUGCACUUGUGCUAGCCGAAUGAUUCGAAAUAAUCAAGAGCCACUGGGAGCAGCAGCCGUCAUUGACCGGAUUUUACAAGAACUAGAAUCUGUUGGUGAUCCUGUGAGUCCACCGACCGUCAACAAGGAAAAGACUCAUGGAACCGUGACCAUUGCGCCCAAGCAAAAGAAAAAAGGAUAG
Molecule: messenger RNA, 801 nt
Organism: Seminavis robusta
Lineage: Eukaryota; Bacillariophyta; Bacillariophyceae; Naviculales; Naviculaceae
Source: the annotation of a GenBank genome assembly